AUGGCCCGCCGAUCCUUCGGAGUCGUCGCCGCCGCGCUCCUCGUGGCGCAGGCCUGCGGCCUCGUGGCGCGCACGCUGCCGCGGGCCGCGCCCGCGCGGAGGACGGCCGCGCGCGCCGCGCCGACGGCCUUCUUCCAGCAGUUCCUUCCCAAUCCCGAGGCCGACGCGGCCCUCGACGGCUUCGUGUCCGGGUCCAAGGCCGUGCUCUUCUCGGACGGCUCCGCGGCGUCCCAGUCCGCGAUCGAGGCGCUCAAGGUGUCGAAGACGACCAAGUACACGGAGGUGCGCCUCGACCAGCAGCCGGAGAGCGGCGCGCUCGUCGGGAGCCUCAAGCGCCGCAUCGGCGUGAGCCCGCCCGCGCUCAUCGUCAACGGCGCCGUCUUCGACGCGAAGCGCAUCGACUACCUCGUCAAGCAGGACAUGAUGCUCCCCGUCUUCCGCGCCGCGGGCACGUCCGGCGAGAUCCGCCUGCCCUUCCAGGACCUCCGCUUCUACCUCGCGAAGACGAUCAACUGA
Molecule: messenger RNA, 516 nt
Organism: Aureococcus anophagefferens
Lineage: Eukaryota; Pelagophyceae; Pelagomonadales; Pelagomonadaceae
Exons: 1
Coding region: 1-516 (171 amino acids)
Source: RefSeq, a predicted model, not a curated record